Heterobasidion irregulare TC 32-1 is the source of this 501-nucleotide messenger RNA. RefSeq lists its product as uncharacterized. The annotation marks the transcript as partial. NCBI's taxonomy places the organism in Eukaryota, Fungi, Basidiomycota, Agaricomycetes, Russulales, Bondarzewiaceae. The transcript has a single exon. The record is from RefSeq and is a predicted model, not a curated record.
UCCCCCACGGAGAGCGAGUUCUCCCGGCUCGACCUCUUGAGCGACUACGUGUCCGUUGCUUCCUCCAACUCUCCUCCCUACCUUGUCUCCAAGCUCGAAGCCAUGCUCUACUAUUCGGGCAUCUCUCCGACUCCCCCGAAGCUCGUCUACCGUACGGGGAGCUUGAAGACGCCCUGGGUCAAGCCUACGGGAUCCGACUCCUAUCGCAAGCUCAAGCAGGCGCGUGGGGUGUUCGGGCACAGGCUCAAUGUCGUCUGGAAGGACGUGGGUCCCGUGGUUCGGGACCUGCUGAACGCCCGGAAGGUUGCUUGGACGUCCAUCGACGUCGUUCGUUUUAUUACCGACGGAGACAUAGACGAGAAGACCCGCGGUCCUGUCGUCCUCUGGAUCGGCGUUCAUCCUGAUUCGCUUCAGGCCGAGGACGCCUUCAGUCUAAGCAACGACGUCUUCGACCUUCUCGCGAAGUUCGACAUCGACAACGUCGAGGUUGAAUACCGCGAG